AUUCAGAGAAGAUGAAAGAAGUAACAGUGAAGGGUCCUUGGGCCAGGCUCUUAUCACAGGAUUCUCAGAAUCCGGAUGUGGACCUGUGUGACCAAAGUUUCAUGAUUGGACGAAGCAAAAGUUGCAAUUUGUGCAUUGAUGAUUCCUCAAUUAGUGGAGUUUUGUGCAUGUUGAAGCAUAAGGUGCAGCAGAAUGGUGCUGAAGUGCUUGUUUUAGGGAGCUCUGGAUUUGUCGUGCUCAAUGGAAAGUGUCUUAAAAACAAGGAUGUCGUGAGCAUUGGAGGAGGAGAUGAACUUGUUUUCAGCUCUUCUCUGAGUCAGCACACUUAUAUUUUUCAGCUCCUCAGAAAUGAAGAUAUCUCAGCCCCUGUAUUGCCUACUCCAGUAGGAAAGACGGUAGAUCAGGUGGUAACAGGUGAUGCAGAAGAGAACAUUGCAGGUGCGGAAGCAGGAAUAUCUGAAGCUUUAGCAGCUAUGUUUGGCCCCUUGCAAGGACCUCUUGCGGGUUCUUUGCCACCCUUACCCUUUCCCUUACCCUUUCCCUUUGGACAAGUGUUACCCAAUCACAAAAUUCGUCAUCCUUGUUGCAAUGACAGUGAAGAAUGUGACCAAGGAAUCAAUGCAUACGAGUCACAGACUGCUUGUAAUAUGUCAGAUGAGUCUGCCUCAGAUACUGAAGUGAUUGAACUUGAGACUGGGGUUUCGCCCAUGCUUACUGUGUUGAAACGUUCAAGAGAACGUCAUGAGAACGGUUACAUUCACAAUGAAAUCGAUCGUAAAUCACCAAUACAAGUUUGUGAAGAGAGAAAGGAAUCUGUAAGAGGUAUUGACCCAUCUGAAGCACAUACUAAAUGCCAAACUUUGAAGGAACAGUUAAGAAAAGGAAUAGUUGAUGGAAGAGAGACUCGUGUAUCAUUUGAUGAUUUUCCUUAUUACCUGAGUAAGAAGACAAAAAGUCUUCUGAUUGCAUCAACGUUUGCACAUUUGAAACGGAAUGAAUUUGCACAAUUUACAAGGAAGCUUCCUAAUGUGAGCUCCAAAAUAUUGAUGUCUGGUCCGCAAGGGUCUGAGAUAUAUCAAGAAACGUUGGUGAAGGCACUAGCAAAUCACUUUGAUGCAAAAUUACUUAUAUUUGAUAGUAGUUCAAUACUCACGGCCCCAUCGAUGAAGGAUGGAGAACAAAGAGGAGACAUAUGUCCUAGUUUACGGUCAAAAUUGGGUGAUCGAGUGAAAUUCAUUAUUAAAUCCCAAAAGUCAGAUAAUCUGCCAUCCAAAGUUCCUUUGAGGGGUCCAUCUCAUGGUGAUCGAGGGGAAGUACAUUUGUCUUUGGACGACAAUGGUUCAUCUAAAUUUGGAGUACGUUUUGAUAAGGCAAUUCAAGGGGGUGUUGACCUCGGGGGUCUUUGUGAACAAGAUCACGGGUUUUUCUGUAGCGCAAGCGACCUUCUCUUAGAUCACACUAUUGAAGAAAACAUGGACAAGCUACUCCUAAAUGCACUUUUCGAGGUUGUAACUAGUGAGAGUAAAAAUAGUCCUCUUAUACUUUUCAUGAAAGAUGUCGAGACAUCAUUCGUAGACAACCCAUGCAUCUACACUGCCUUACAAAGAAAACUUAAAAAAAUGCCCGAAAGUAUUAUCGUUAUUGGAUCAUACAUAAAGGUUGAUGAAAGAAAGGAAAAGGCAGCUCCCCGGGAUCUACUACCCUUCAUUGAAAUUAAUGAAAUUGAAGACCACGUUUUUGAAUUACCAUAUGGGAGAAAAUUUAAAGAGGACCCAGAGAAGCAGCUUUCGGAUCUUUUUCCAAACAAAGUGAUGGUGGAGAUGCCUCAGGAUGAAGCCCUUCUUGUUAAUUGGAAACUUCAGUUAGAACGAGAUGUUGAAAUGCUUAAAGUGAAGAAGAAUCUACAACAUAUUAAAACUGUGCUUUCUCUUAAUAACCUGGAUUGUGAUGGGAUAGACACAAUUUGCAUAAAGGACCAAAAACUUACAAACAAAUGUGCAGAGAAUAUUGUUGGAUGGGCUUUGAGCCACCAUCUUAUGAAUGAAUUUGAGCCCAUUACUAAGGAUGGAAAACUAAUUAUCUCUAGUGAAAGUGUUGGGCAUGGGUUGAGCAUACUGGAAGAAAAUAAAAAGAAUGAGAGCUCAAAGAAGACACAUAAGAAUGUUGCUACAGAGAACCGCCAUGAAAAGAAGCUUCUUGACAAUGUAAUUCCACCAAGUGAAAUUGGGGUGACCUUUGAGGAUGUUGGAGCUUUGGAAAAUGUGAAGGAUACACUUAAAGAGCUAGUCACGCUUCCAUUACAAAAGCCUGAGCUUUUUUGUAAAGGACAACUAACAAAGCCCUGUAAAGGUGUCCUGCUCUUUGGUCCUCCAGGAACCGGAAAAACAAUGCUUGCUAAAGCUGUUGCAACUGAAGCUGGCGCAAAUUUUCUAAAUAUUUCGAUGUCAAGCAUUACAUCAAUGAUCAUUACUUUAUCGUUGCUGAUGUUUGGGGAAAAUGAGAAGUCAAUCAGAGCUAUUUUCUCCUUAGCAAGUAAAAUUUCCCCAUGUGUGAUCUUUAUUGAUGAGGUUGAUAGUCUGUUGGGAAGAAGGGACAAUUCUGGAGAGCAUGAGGCUUCGCGUAGUAUGAAGAAUGAGUUUAUGACAAACUGGGAUGGAUUGCACACUAAAGAAAAAGAGAGAGUAUUAGUUCUUGCCGCCACUAAUAGGCCUUUUGGUCUUGAUGAUGCUGUCAUUCGAAGAAUGCCAAGGAGGUUAUUUGUAAACUUGCCAGAUGCAUCAAACAGAGCUAAAAUCUUGCAGGUUAUGCUUGCCAAAGAAGAGUUGACCCCAGAUUUUGAUUUCGAUGCAAUUGCCAAUAUGACUGAGGGAUUUUCUGCAUCUGACAUUAAGAACUUAUGUAUUACAGCUACAUUCUGCCCAAUCCGGGAAGUUUUGGAAAAAGAAAAGAAGGAAAAAUCACUAGCAAUAGCAGAGGGGAAGGAGUUGCCAUAUUUGAGCGGAAGUGCUGAUGUUCGUCCUUUAAAUAUGGAUGACAUGCGAUAUGCCCAUAAACAGGUAUGUGCUAGUGUUUCUUCAGACUCAACAAGUAUGACUGAGCUACAUCGAUGGAAUGAGCUUUACGGUGAAGGAGGCUCAAGACAAAAGAGUGAACUGAAUUAUUUUAUAUAG
Messenger RNA from Cryptomeria japonica (Japanese cedar), 3170 nucleotides. RefSeq lists its product as uncharacterized. Gene Ontology annotation, cellular component: mitochondrial outer membrane. Gene Ontology annotation, molecular function: ATP hydrolysis activity; protein binding; ATP binding. Bases 12 to 3170 code for a protein of 1052 amino acids. The record is from RefSeq and is a predicted model, not a curated record. The transcript is spliced from 25 exons. NCBI's taxonomy places the organism in Eukaryota, Viridiplantae, Streptophyta, Pinopsida, Cupressales, Cupressaceae.